Molecule: messenger RNA, 2163 nt
Organism: Diospyros lotus (date-plum)
Lineage: Eukaryota; Viridiplantae; Streptophyta; Magnoliopsida; Ericales; Ebenaceae
Product: protein HOTHEAD-like
Exons: 5
Coding region: 329-2122 (597 amino acids)
Molecular function (GO): oxidoreductase activity, acting on CH-OH group of donors; flavin adenine dinucleotide binding
Source: RefSeq, a predicted model, not a curated record
UUUGUUGGCAUCUUUAAUGCAGUCAUGGAGAGAGAGAGAGAGAGAGAGAGAGGAGGUUCUUCCGCUCUGUGUGCUCACCAUCACCGCCAUUAAUAUUACAGCCUUCCCCUCAUCUCUCCUCUUCUCUUAUCUGUGCCAAAUAUUGUUUCCACAAUAAUGAGCUCUCCCUCCCCCUCUCUGUAUAUAUAUAAAUGAGUAAAUGUAUACUGUCAACACACACUGAACAACGCCAACCACUGGCAGCCAUCUUCCAACCUCAAGCCUCAUUGCAGAGACCUUCAAGAAAGAGAGAGAGAUCGAUCCAGAACCUGCUUUAUUCUAGCUCUCAAUGGCUUUGCUUUGGGCUGCGUACAAGCUGUUUCUCUGCCUCUGCCUCCUCCUAUUUCUCAACUCACUCUCUCUUUCCCAAGCAGGGAAGGGGAUCAGGUGGGAAGACGAGUACCCGUUCAUAAGGAGGGCGAGCACUUUCCGGCCAGCGUACACGUCAUCAGGCGGCGGGGACGAGGGUUACGACUACAUAGUGGUGGGGGGAGGCACCGCCGGCUGCCCGCUGGCUGCGACGCUGUCCCGCAACUUCAGGGUGCUGUUGCUGGAGAGAGGAGGGGUCCCCUUCGGCAACCUCAACGUGUCGCUGUUGAAGAAUUUCCACAUCUCUUUGGCGGACACUUCGCCGGCCUCCGCCUCUCAGCUCUUCAUCUCCACCGACGGCGUCUUCAAUUCCCGGGCCAGGGUCCUGGGCGGCGGCACCAGCAUCAAUGCCGGCUUCUACACUAGAGCCAGCACAAGGUAUGUAAGGAGGGCAGGGUGGGAUCCCAAACUGGUGAACCAGUCAUACCCAUGGAUAGAGAAGCAAAUAGUUCACCAGCCAGAUCUCGCGCCAUGGCAGGCCGCCCUAAGGGACAGUCUUCUUGAAGUGGGCAUCUCCCCUUUCAAUGGCUUCACCUACGAUCACUUGUUCGGAACCAAAGUCGGCGGAACCAUCUUCGACCAGCUCGGCCACCGGCACACCGCCGCCGAGUUGCUCGCUUCCGCCAACCCUCAAAACCUCCGGGUUCUGGUUCAUGCCACCGUUCACAAGAUCGUUUUUGACACCGCGCCGCCUGCUGGGAAGAAGCGGAGGGCAGUGGGAGUGAUCUUCAGAGAUGAAAAUGGCAAGAAACACCGAGCAUUGCUUGCACAGAGGCGGGAGAGUGAAGUGAUAUUGUCCUGCGGAGCAAUUGGCAGCCCCCAGCUGAUGAUGCUCAGCGGCAUUGGGCCUAAGCCGGAACUGGAGAAGCUCAACAUUCCGCUCGUGCUUGAGAACAAGUUCGUCGGGAAAGGCAUGUCGGAUAAUCCCCUUAACUCGGUGUUCAUACCCAGUACUAAACCGGUGAGGCAGUCCUUAAUUCAGACUGUGGGGAUCACCAAGAAGGGUGUGUACAUUGAGGCCAGCAGCGGGUUCGGCCAGUCCAAGGAUAGCAUCAAGUGCAACCAUGGAAUCCUAUCAGCUGAGAUUGGGCAACUCUCCACCAUCCCCCCAAAGCAAAGAACACAAGAGGCUCUAGCAGCCUAUAGGAAAGGCAAGGGUGAUCUUCCACAUGAAGCAUUCAGGGGGGGUUUCAUCUUGGAGAAGAUUGCCAGGCCUGUUGCAAGAGGGGAGCUGAAGCUGAUCAAUUCCAAUGUCGACGAUAACCCUUCUGUGACCUUCAAUUACUUCGGCCAUCCCCGCGACCUGCAGCGAUGCGUCGACGGGAUUCGCACCGUGGAGAAGCUGGUGAGUUCCAAACACUUUGCAAACUUCAUCCAGGGCGGCGACGCCGUGUCUGCGGAGAGGCUGCUCAACAUGAGUGUCCAGGCCAAUGUCAACCUCAUCCCCAAGCAUACCAAUGACACCAAGUCCUUGGAGCAGUUCUGCAGAGACACUGUCACCACCAUUUGGCACUACCACGGAGGCUGCCACGUGGGCAAGGUUGUGAGCCCUGACCACAAGGUUCUUGGGGUUCAGAGUCUCCGAGUUAUUGACGGCUCCACGUUUCGCGAAUCUCCCGGCACCAAUCCGCAGGCCACCGUCAUGAUGAUGGGCAGGUACAUGGGAGUGAAGAUCUUGAGGGAGAGGCUGGGAAGAAGAUCAUCUGGUGUUUGAUGGCCAUGCAGAGAAUUGCAGCAUGAAUAUUAAUAAUAGGG